UUCCCCAGGACAGUGGGAUUUUUGGCUGAUCUUUUCAGAAGCCUGGCGACACAAAGGAGAAGGAUUGUACCGUACUAGACCAGAGAAGGAUAGACAUCAAAGAUGGAACCUGCCCAUCACCCCAGGAAAUGUUGCCAUCAGCCAGUCCCUUCCCAGCAUUGCUGAACACACAGAAGGAUGGGUGAAACCAUCAUUUGGAAAUUGGUCGAGUCAGAGGAGCUUUGACACAUCAUCAAAUCUGAAACUAGUCAGUGCUGUGGGCCUUCCAUCAGAACCAAUCUCUCUGAAGGUUGGGCUGUGGGUGAUGGGUCAGGGUGAGUGGCUCCAAGUGUGGUGAGAGUUUCAAUCAUUCACCGAGGCUUGUGAACCAUUGACUCAUUCCUGCGGGGGGGAGGCUGCUUACACUGCAUCUGUUGUAGAUCUGUUAACAUAAGGGUAGCUUCAUGGAAGAGAAUCCCUUCAAGUGUGAAGUCUGCAACCGAACCUUUGCACAGCCAUCAACGCUUGUGAAUCACCGCCGCAUUCACACUGGGGAGAAGCCGUUUAAGUGUGAGCUGUGCAACCGAGCCUUUGCACAGUCAUCGACACUUGUAAAUCACCGGCGUAUUCACACGGGAGAGAAACCAUUCAAAUGUGAGGUGUGCAACCAAACAUUUGCAAAGUCAUCCACACUAGUGAAUCACCGCCGCAUCCAUACUGGUGAGAGGCCAUUUUCAUGUGCUUUCUGUAACAAAACAUUCUCGCAGCCAUCAAACCUCCGUGUACACCAACACAUUCAUACACAAGAGAAACCAUUCACAUGCGAUGUAUGUGAUAAAUCAUUUUCAAUGUUAGCGAAUCUCCGUGUGCACCAACGCAUUCACACCGGGGAGAAACCGUUCACAUGUAAAAUAUGCAUCAAAUCAUUUUUGAAUUCGGUACAUCUCCGGGUACACCAACGUACACACACAGGGGAGAAACCAUUCACGUGCAAGGUAUGUGAGAAAUCAUUCUCACAAUCAUCAAGCCUUCGUGUACAUCAACGUAUUCACACGGGAGAGAAACCAUUUACAUGUGAGGUGUGUGACAAAUCAUUCUCCCAGUCAUCACACUUCCUCGUGCACCAGCGCAUUCACACAGGGGAGAAGCCAUUCACAUGUCAGAUAUGCAGCAAAUCAUUCUGUGACUCAUCAAAACUCCUGCUCCAUCAGAGGAUUCACACGGGGGAGAAACCAUUCACAUGUGAGGUGUGUGAGAAAUCAUUCUCAUCAUCAUCCACACUGCGUGUACACCAACGCAUUCACACAGGGGAAAAACCGUUCACAUGUGAUGUAUGCAACAAAUCGUUCUCAGAUUCAUCAACUCUCCGCAAACACCAACGCACUCACACAGGGGAGAAACCCUUCAAAUGCGAAGUUUGCAACAAAUCAUUCUCGAGGUCAUCAAAGCUCCUGCUUCAUCAGAGAAUCCAUACAGGGGAGAAACCCUUCACAUGUGAGGUGUGUGAGAAAUCUUUUUCAGAGUCAUCGAAACUCCUGCUGCAUCAGAGGAUUCACACAGGGGAGAAACCAUUCAGGUGUGAGGCUUGUGACAAAUCGUUCUCCCAGUCAUCGAUCCUCCGUGUUCACCAACGUAUCCACACAGGGGAGAGACCAUUUGUAUGUGAGAUAUGUGACAAAUCUUUCUCACAGUCCUCAGCCCUGUACACACAUCAGUGCAUCCACACGGGGGAGAAACCAUUCGCGUGCGAGGUGUGUGACAAAUCAUUCUCACGGUCAUCGAACCUCCUGCUCCAUCAGAGGAUCCACACAGGGAAGUAACUCUUUAACUGUGAACCUUUUGUCAUGUCUUUGACUGUCUGGGUCACCACAGGAUUCAGAUACAGGAAGAACACUCUUCAGUUGCAACAUUUCUGACAAGGCUUUCACACAGUCAGUGGAUGUUUCAGCCAAUCAAUACACUCAAAGAGGGAUGUGAGUUCUGUAUUACAUACUUGACACAGUUGUUGGACCUCCUAAUACAUCAGUGAACUCAUAUGAGGACUGCUGACAAAGUUCUUCACAGAGUGUCCUCAUAAGUGUUUCCCUGUACCCAGUCUCACUGUGCAGGAUGUUCAGUGGGACUGAGACACAGAACAAGAAGCAGCUUUCACUCCCAUCAAACAACUAGUGAUGACAUCACCAGUGCUGAGGGAUGAUGAUGUAACAAUGGAGUCACCCUGCAGUGUGAUGUCAGUGAAACAGGACUUGGAGUAACCCCCAGGCAGUGAGGACAGCCCGCUGUGUUUGUAUCCAGAGGGUUUACACAAACUGAACAACACUGUACACAGACAUUGAGAAACAGAGAUUGGAUAUGUUUUUGCUUCUGAAGGAAGUUGACAAUUGCUGAAAAAGAAUGCUUGUUUUAAAGCUACCCAUCUUGAACCCAUCACGAUAAUUUGCAAGAUAUUCAAAACAGAAAAAAACAUUUAUACUGUAUGAUAGAAGAGUAGUGAUUGGCAGAGAAUUGUCAUGAAGAAUACACCGGCUAAUGACUGACAGUUAAUUGCAGAGCUUUGUUUAUAUUUUAAAUCAGGCAGACGAAUUCUGGUGGGUCAAGGCAUUGUCCUGAGAAAAUUAGGUGUGGCUAACAGCAGCUCUUGGAUAACAUGCAGACACCAGAUGAAUAACCAACAACUUGCACAUCUACCAGAAGAAGAGUUGAACACUUCAGAGAUUAAACACACAAUGUGUGUGUAGGGACAGAAAUAAUUGUAACAGACAAGAGAGAACAAGUAGUGUUUUUUGCAAUAUUUUGGCUUGCUAUACUAUUGUGACCUCUGAUGUCAUUAUAUUUAAAUACAGGUCUCAGGGCAGUAGCCAUUUUACACACCAUAUGGAAAGCUCCAAUUACUUCUGAAAAGCAGAUCAAGGUUUAAACUUGGUUUUGUCCCAUCUGAAUAAAAUCUCACUUAUUGCA
Messenger RNA from Hemiscyllium ocellatum (epaulette shark), 2937 nucleotides. RefSeq names its product zinc finger protein 271-like. The record is from RefSeq and is a predicted model, not a curated record. Gene Ontology annotation, cellular component: nucleus. The transcript is spliced from 2 exons. Gene Ontology annotation, molecular function: RNA polymerase II transcription regulatory region sequence-specific DNA binding; DNA-binding transcription factor activity, RNA polymerase II-specific. Bases 444 to 1799 code for a protein of 451 amino acids. Gene Ontology annotation, biological process: regulation of transcription by RNA polymerase II. Lineage: Eukaryota; Metazoa; Chordata; Chondrichthyes; Orectolobiformes; Hemiscylliidae.